Molecule: messenger RNA, 1455 nt
Organism: Closterium sp. Naga37s-1
Lineage: Eukaryota; Viridiplantae; Streptophyta; Zygnematophyceae; Desmidiales; Closteriaceae
Source: the annotation of a GenBank genome assembly
AUGCAAGGCGCGGGAUCGGGGACUCCCAAGCGGGAAUCUGGAAAGGGUUUGACGGACCGCAUGAUUUGCCUCGCGGUGACCUUAGGGGUGGUGCUGGCGGUGGUGGUGUUUACCGUUCAACGGUCACUAGAGGAGCAAUCCGCUGCUGCUAUUGUCGAAUCCCAGCCUGGGUUCCCUCCCCUCUCUCCAGACCCAGAAGAACGAGAAGAGCAGAUCCACGAGCAAACCGAAUCUGCCCGGAAAAAAAUCGAGGAGCUGCAAGCGACCAUAAAAGUUAUGGAAAGAUCGCGAGAUGAGACGAAGGAACAAUUGAAUCUUCUUCUCUCUCAGGCGCAAACUAAGGGAGGAGGGGCGGGGUCAUCAAGUGACGGUUCUUCAGGCAUCAGGGUGAUUGAAGGCACAGGAACGCCGGACCAGCCGAGUGCGUUCAAGCAGGUUCGGGCCGGACCUGCCGGAAAAGUUCGGUUUCCCCGAACCAACCCACCGAUUGUUCCGAGUUCGGAGGGGGUCGAUCCAGCCUUGGAGUCCCUUCUGCUCAAAAUAGCUUCGGAAAAGGAGAUAUUAGUCACGAUUGCUGCAGCCGAAGUUCAGAAUUUUAUGGAGAUUUGGAUAAAGCAAGUGGUGAGAGUUGGAAUUACCAAUGCUCUCGUCAUCUGCCUGGAUCCUGCUACCGAAGCAGCUUGUAACGCAGCCUCGGCAAACCAGGUCGCCUGCUACCUCGUCCCGAACCUCCCCGCCGCGUUCGCCCCCCCGCAAGCCUCGGCAAACGAGAGUCCGAACCAGCGCACAGCCUCAGUAAUCGACAGCCUCAACGGCGCCAAAUUCUACGUUCUACGAGACGCUCUCGCCCUCGGAUACUCCAUCCUUGUCUCGGACCUCGAUGUUACCAUUCUCCGUAACCCAUUCUCCUCGGGAGAGCUGGUUAGAGACUGCGACGUAGAGGCGAUGAGCGUGGGCCACGAUCAAGCAUCUGCGUACGGCUACAACGAUGUAACGGACGAUCCGUCAAUGGGGUGGGCGAGAUACGCCCACACCAUGCGGGUAUUCGCCAUGGAUUCUGGCUUCUUUCUGGUCCGCCCUACAGCUCCCUCUUUGGAGCUCUUUGAUCGGGUGGCGGCUCGGCUGGGAGCGGCGGCGAGAGGAGGGGGUGGGAUUUCGGGGCUGGUGAGCCCUCUCGUGGUAUUCAAUGAGGAGAUGUUUUACCCUUCACGGCCGGACUACAAGGGAGUGUUCAUCUCCCGCCGUGUGCUGGACAUCCAUCGCUUCAUUAACUCAAAGGUACUAUUCAAGGAGCUCAAGCGGGAUUAUGGCAGGCUGCAGUCUUUGGUGGGGUCAGCAGUGGCUGUGCAUGUCAAUUACCACGUCGAUAAGCUUAUGUGCUUAUCAGCCGUCACCUCGUUCUUCAUGGACCGGGAGCGAGCUGCAUUUGACUCAUUAUCCUUGGCCUCCUCCUGA